This is a messenger RNA of Bactrocera neohumeralis, 2019 nucleotides long. RefSeq lists its product as uncharacterized. The transcript has 8 exons. Bases 135 to 1310 code for a protein of 391 amino acids. NCBI's taxonomy places the organism in Eukaryota, Metazoa, Arthropoda, Insecta, Diptera, Tephritidae. The record is from RefSeq and is a predicted model, not a curated record.
UCAACGGGAUUUAUAAUCAUUAUACAUUGAAAUUUUUGUAUUGUAUUACAUACAACGUACAUAUGUGUAUCGUAAAAAAGAAACAUUACAUAUAAUACGCAGAUAUAUUUUAAACUACAUAUUAAACUUGCAAAAUGGCUACGAAACGAGGACGUGGUGAAGGAGAUGUUAAAAAGAAAAUGGCGCGUUUAAGAUUCAAAAAUCUCGUGCGAAGUGUAACAUUAAAUAGGAUUUGGUUAAUGGAUUCCGGUGAGCAAAAGCUCUCACUGAAUGUGAAAAAAAAUAUUAACAUGCUGAUUCGACCCCAGCGGAAGGUCGGGAUCCUAACUAUGGCAGAAAAGACAUUAUUGCGAACCCAUCACUACCUUCGCUCAAUAAACGACCGAAAAAAGUUAGUAAAUUUAUUGGCAAGCCUCACGUGUUUUUCUCGAAUACCACCGAAAGUACGAGCUAGACUAACACCAGUAAUUAAGUUAUGUUUCGUGGGUCCUGGAAGGAAAAUAAUAAAGGAAGGCGAUCCACCUUCCACGGUGUAUUUUAUUCUAAGUGGAGAAGUCGAACUGUACAAAAGAGUUUUUGAUCGGACAAAACACACAUAUGUGGAUAAAUUGGAAUCUAUCAGCGGGCCCGGAGACUGUCUUGGGGAUAUUGAAAUGAUAGAAGAUUGUGCAAGAUUAAAUACAUAUAUUUCCCGCAAUCAAGUUGAACUUCUUGUUCUGCAUGAGGACGAUUUUAAUACCAUUCUGCGGCCGACGAUGGCAAAGCAAUGGAUGGAAAGGAAGGCAGCCAUUUCAUCAUUGGAGUAUUUUAAGUAUUUAAAUCAUGAUCAGAUUAUUGCAGCGUGCAAAUUAGGCCUUAUUCGUCAGUUUGAUCCACUGGAAACAAUAUAUUAUGAAGAUAAAGGUCACAUUAGUUAUGUGCAUUUCGUAAUUAGUGGGGAAUGCAUGAUUUUACAAUGUUUAAAAAUGAAGGUUACUACUAAAGCCGGUGGAAAAUCUUUUGAACUCUUUGAUAUUUCUCAAAACGAAGGCGAUAAUCUACUAUUUCAAGAUUCCGCUUUAAAUAUUUCUAAAGAUGGUAUUUUUCGCAAUAUAUCUUCGUUUUUUGAUGUGAAUUAUGAAAUAAUGUCUGAAGAGGAUGAUAAAAAUAAAAAAGGAAGUCGACUGAAAUUGCGACCUGCAUCCUGCCCGCCGUCCGAAAAAUGUACAUGCGAGAUGCAUCGGGUAAUUGCUUCCCAAAGACAGAAUAUCAAAGAUUUCGUAUCCAAAAAAUUUGUGAAAGAUGUUCAAAUAUAUAACUAUAAAGCCUAGAAAUUUCUCUUCAAUCAAUUAUUUCUUUCCCUCCCAAAAAAAAUCCUCAAAAAAAUCGAUUUUUUGAAGCCUCGAAAGCAGGCUCUCCCCUUAACACUUGCCAUUGUCCGCGAUCUUCACUGUUCAGCGACACGAGAAAAAUGAGAUUUUGUGCGCCGACAACGCCAUACACGAUAAACAUGUUCGCGCACCGAUCGUAAAAAAUCAAACAUUUUCGCGAACAUGGAUCAGUACGCGAACAAGCCCAUACACGAUAAACCGCAAGCGCACACAUACCGAUCAAACGCACUUGUGUGCUCGUGUAUGGGCGCUUUAAAUGAGUAGCGACGUCGCAUCACAUCUGCAUCAAUUCAUCACACCGGAUCGACUAUUCACCUUAUCACGCGAGCGAACACCACACAUUAACACACAUAAACGCACAUGCACCCAAACGCAGUCUAAUUAGAACAAGAGGAAUAGAGAAAGCAGCUCGCGCACUUUUCGUUGAUACGACGUCGAACAGCCAACAUAACAUCUACGCUUUCCGCAGCAUCCCGGUUCCGAUCCGCUUAUCCGAAUAUAUAUAUCUACUUCAGUUCAAUUAAACCAAUUUUAUUAUAAUAAUUGUGAAGUGAAUUUCGCAGAAAAUAAAAGUUUGUAACGUUCUUUGAAAUUAGUGCAUUUUCUUUUAACUAAAAGUGUGAGUGGCCUAUAAGGUGAGUUUAAUGCA